Trichoderma breve is the source of this 1860-nucleotide messenger RNA. Its product is annotated as fungal specific transcription factor domain-containing protein. The transcript has 5 exons. Gene Ontology annotation, molecular function: DNA-binding transcription factor activity, RNA polymerase II-specific; zinc ion binding; DNA binding. Lineage: Eukaryota; Fungi; Ascomycota; Sordariomycetes; Hypocreales; Hypocreaceae. The record is from RefSeq and is a predicted model, not a curated record. Bases 1 to 1860 code for a protein of 619 amino acids. Gene Ontology annotation, biological process: DNA-templated transcription; regulation of DNA-templated transcription.
AUGGAUCGAGCACCAAAAAGGCUUGCUGCCUCGGUCGAUGAAGAGGACUCGGCGCCGGCACCGCCACUCCGGGAAUCGGUUCUCCAGAGUUCUAGUCGAGGGACACGGUCCUGUGAAGGAUGUUACCAGAGAAAGAUUCGCUGUGACCGUGGCGUGCCUUGCGCAAACUGUUCGAGACAUGGCAUGACAUGCGUGUAUCCCACAAGAGACCCCGACGCGGCACAGAAACCUUGCACUCUCCGGGACGUCUCCAACCGUCUGGAACGGCUGGAAAGCUUGCUAUCGCUGUUGGUUGAGAGAACCGGAGUCCUUACGGGAUUAGAAGCCGAUAGUGGCAGUAAUCGCGGUCGCGGUCGUGCUGAGCCCGAGAUUACAAUCCAGCCUCGACCUAUUAGUGACAAUGUGAAUACAGCCUCGCAUCACAGACUUCCUACACAGCUAGGUGCCGCUGCUCCGCCAGACAGGGAUUCUGAUCUGCUGGAUGUCUAUCCCGAUGCCCAACUCGCCCUCCGAUUAUGGAAUGUGUACGUCAGGUCGGUCGAUCCGGUCCUCAAGAUCUUGCACAUACCAACGAUCCAGUCUGCUGUUGUGGCCACGAUUCUGGACGCCCGGUCCGCACAGCCCUCCAUGGUGGCGCUGACAUUCGCCAUCUACUAUGCUGCCGUCACGGCGCUUUGUCACCACGAUUGCGACGAGCCCGUCGAUCUGUCGUGGGAGAAGCCCGUCCUUCUAAAACACUACCAGACAGCCUUGGACCGGCUUCUCGUGACGCCGGAUUUCAUGAAACGUCCUGAUAUGACGGGCCUGCAAGCUCUCGCAAUUUAUGUGACUUGCUCAAGGGCAAAUGAACUUGGCCGGCCAGUAUGGGUCCUUAACGGACUCGUGAUCCGGCUCGCCCAGUCAAUUGGCUUGCACCGAGACGGCGCCUCCCUCAAGCUGAGCCUCUUUGAGUCGGAGAUGCGUCUUCGCCUCUGGUGGCAUCUUUGUGUGCUGGAAUCGCGCGCUUCGGAGGACCAAGGAUUUCAGCCCACAAUCGAUAUCACCAAUACGGGGCUACGGCUGCCCUUGAAUGUGAAUGACGACCAGAUCUAUCCGGACAUGACGCAUUUUCCGGCGGAAUCGCGUGGCUGGACGGAGAUGUCCUUCUUCUUGAUCCAGAUCGACGCCUGCCGCGUGAUUCAUCCCAUCCUCGACAAGCAACAGCAGGAUUCCGGCGAUGCUCUUCUUAGUACCCGAAAGAAAGGAAGGAGGAAAAUCUCCGAUCCAGUCCAAUACAUGGCAGAGAAAUAUGGCAUCACGCCCGGGUCGAAUUCUGUGACACCGUUACGAAAGGAGAUUUCUAUACCUAAGCAAAAGGAAGCGCAGGAUGACGAUGCAACACCAGACGCGCCCAAGCUCUCGUUCAAGCUGGCCUGCGACUGCCUGGAGAGCAGCCAUGUGCUGCUGAAAGAGGGCCUUGCGUCGCGGUUCACAUGGCUCUUCAGCAUGUAUACGCAGUGGUACGCACUCGCCUAUGUUCUACGUUGCCUCUGUAUCAACCCGAACCCUCGCGGGUUCGAGGCAGAUCGUGCCUGGACUCUACUUCGACAUCGGGCGUGGUCGCUGAGACAGCAUGCCCAGACAUCUGCGGCCACCAGAGAUGUCUGGGUUCAGUCUCACAGUGGGAGAUACUGGACUCGCCAGCGUCCGUCAAAUGCCGAGAUCCUCCCCCCUACAAUAGACCCGGGGAUAUCGAUCCUCCCCGAGUGGGUUUCUGAAUUCCCUGCUAGUUCUAACCAAAAUGUCUUUGGAUCUCUGGAUUUGUUGAUGCCAGAGAUUCCUUUUUUACCAGAUUGGAAUGCGGUUAUUAAUGGCCGGUAG